CGCACGAUAGAAUAAUAUUUACCCCGGGUGACCUUCCUGCGCGUUUUCAUCCAUUUCCCACCCCUUAGGUAAUUCCGCAAAGCCAUGGACCGCAAGGCUUUUGAUAUUCAGCCCAUUGGCCGCUUCUACGAAGCCAGUGCUGCCAUCCGGCGUCCAAAGGAAAUCGCAUGUUUCUCUUAUGAUGACGAGCAUAAGUUUCACCUUGGGGAGUCAUCCAUGAAAUACUAUUAUCCGCCACCUCUUCCUGCGGAUCUUAACCGUGGGUUUGAGUCUUUCCAGAAGUUAGAUGAUUCCGCCGAUGAACAUCUUGAUGCUUUGCUAGAGACAAUUAUGGCCCUAGAAAAAGAAACAGCGAAGCAAUGCGAAGCUGAUAUUGUUACCUGGAGAGGUAUGAUGACCAAGAUCCUUGCCGCUCCAUUUGAUCACUUAAACGGAUUUGAAAUGAAUGCGACCUGUUUCCAGGGAACUAUCUUUAUUGAAGAGAACAACAGCUAUAAGAAUGAGCAAAAGCAGAUCCAAAAGAAUCAGCGAAUGCCUCCCGGGAUGGCUUCCCAGGAGCUGAUGGCCUACUGGGGUUAUAAAUUUGAAGCUUUGUCUGUCCUUAACCAGCCGUGGGAUCCAACUCCUCGCAAAGAGAUUGAAUACCGUGAAGAGCUCGUCGUAAACAACAAUGCUCAGUAUUGUUCCGUGGUCCGCACCGCCAUAGGCCGCACACGGCUAGUCAUCGGUGGAGAGGUAGAUGCCGUCUGGGACUGCAAACCUGGUCGAAAGGAAGACCCUAUCCAUUGGGUGGAACUCAAGACCUCGGCCGAGAUAAGGAAUGACCGGGACAUGGUCAAAUACGAGAGAAAGCUCUUAAAGUUCUGGGCUCAAUCAUUCUUGCUCGGUGUACCCAAAAUUAUCGUCGGCUUUCGUGACCAGCAAGGCAUUGUCCAUCGUCUUGAGGAGCUUGAGACCGCCUCCAUACCAGCAAAAGUCAAGCAGGUUGGCCGAGGAACUUGGGACGGAAAUAUUUGCAUCAGUUUUGCUGCUACAUUUCUCGAAUGGCUCAAAUCCACCAUCCAUGAAGAAGGCACCUGGAGAAUACGCAAACGCGAGAAGUCGUCGCUUAUCGAAGUCUUCAAACUGGAAGAGAGCGGGACUGGUGAUAUCAUCUCCCCGGCUUUUUCGGCUUGGAGAUCUAAAAAAUGAGCCAUGCAAGCGCUGGACCAUUGGUUCCUCCCUAUCUCCAAUGGUCCAGUAUAUAUGGACUGCUCCACGAAGGAAGAGAAUGUGACCACCAAAGCAAAUUCACAUACGCGGUAGAACUGCAUUCUACGUCGCUAACUUGACAGGGACAUGCAUAACUUCUUGACUUG
Molecule: messenger RNA, 1358 nt
Organism: Aspergillus sclerotioniger CBS 115572
Lineage: Eukaryota; Fungi; Ascomycota; Eurotiomycetes; Eurotiales; Aspergillaceae
Product: DXO/RAI1 family decapping nuclease
Exons: 9
Coding region: 85-1191 (368 amino acids)
Biological process (GO): nuclear-transcribed mRNA catabolic process; NAD-cap decapping
Cellular component (GO): nucleus; cytosol
Molecular function (GO): mRNA 5'-diphosphatase activity
Source: RefSeq, a predicted model, not a curated record